AUGACCACCGCAACGGAUGCAAGGGAAGACAGAACAAGUUAUGAAAAGUGGCUGCGUGAUAACGGUGCAAAAUUCAACAAUGUUGCCUUUGGCCAAGAUCCCAAAACCGCCAUGUCUGGUCUAUUCUCUGCAUGUUCUAUUCCCUCGUCAACUCUCCUUGUCUCCAUUCCUUCCUCUCUCUUCAUAAGCACAUCUUGUUCUUACUCUUUCCUCUCCCCCUUUUUGAACACACUCUCACCACGAGCGCUAUUAUCUCUCUGUCUCCUCUACGAAAAAAAACUCGGCCCAGACUCUUUCUUCUUUCCUUACAUCGAAAUACUACCCAAGAAUGUCCUAACACCGCUAUGGUUCAAGGAAGAGGAAAUGGAAUUGUUGGAGGGGACGAAUUUGGAAGUAGGAGUGAAAAAGAGGAAGGAGAGCUUGAUAAAAGAGUGGAAGGCGAUUAGAGAUUUGCAUGGUGGAAUUACAUGGCCUGACUACCUCUGGGCCGUCUCUAUCAUAACCUCUCGCGCAUUUCCUUACUCCCUGGUCGAUCCAUCCGAUAAAACAUCAGCGGAGGUCCUAAUUCCUCUCGCAGAUGCAUUGAACCACGAACCCAGAAAGAAGAUUCUUUGGAAAUAUGUUAAUGAUACGUUAGAGAUUAUAACCGAGGAAGAUAUCGGGGCUUGUGCUCAAAUUUUUAAUAACUAUGGACCGAAGUCAAACGAGGAGCUACUCUUGGGUUACGGUUUUACAAUACGUAACAAUCCUGAUGACUGGGUAGCAAUAAAAGUUUCAUUUUCGAAUUCUUCGACUCUGUCUCAAACCCAAAUUCCUUCCAGCUCUCAAACUCAUUCUGACGAUUCCUUGGGUUUGGACAAUUCCUCGGACGGUUCCUCGGACGGUUCCUCGUCUCCGGCUCAUAUUCCAUCUAAAAACUACCUCCUUUCCAUUAGUGGUCUUACUAAUACGCGCCAUUUUCUCUUUUCCGACUACAUUCCAUCUGCUCUUCUUGCUCAAUUGCGAAUUCUUGUGAUGACCGACACAGAGCUUGAAUUAUACAUGAAUGCUGCUGGGAAGCAUUGGUGUGAAUUCGUGGGGUAUAGAAAUGAAUUGGCGAUGCUCGAGGCAUUUAGAGAAUUGGCGAGUAUUGAAGUCUCUGGUGAUGGAGGAUAUGAGUUGGAGCAUGAGAUCUACGCGAUAGUCAAUUCGCAAAUACUGUCGCGUCAAAAGUAUAUACUGGAAAACACGCUCUCUCAUGUAUCCACUCGUACGAAUAUGGUGAUAUCGCUUGCUUUAUCUGAGCUGCAUUCUAGUCGGAAGCUCUAUCCCCCAUUUCUCAAAAUAAACAAUGCCACUCUGAAAACCCCCGUGUUCUCUUCUCUCCCUUCCUCCUCCGUCAACCCCAUAACUGCACUUGUAAUUUCAAUAGACAAUGCGAUGAACGAUAAAUUGUUUGCUGAUGCAGUUAGAAAGGUGAUUGACAAUGUUUAUGAGGAAGAAGACGUUGUCCUUAUGUUGUAUUUGAUAUACGAAAGACAGAAUACGACUUCUCCGUGGAGAAAAUUCUUUCAGGCGGUUGAUGGAUACAUAAUGAUGGCUGAGAGUGACAAGGAAGAGAAAGAAAAAAGGAUGCAAAUAGAACAGUUGCAUCGUUCAUUGCAGUUGGGUGCCACGUCUAGUAUAUUUUCUGAUGAGGUCUAUACGAUAGAUAGUUUCAUAUGGGCAGCUAAUAUUAUAGAUACAUUCUCAUUAACAUUUUAUCAAGAUGGAGCAGCGCGUACUGGAAUAGUUCCAACAUAG
Paraglomus brasilianum is the source of this 1782-nucleotide messenger RNA. The record is from the annotation of a GenBank genome assembly. Lineage: Eukaryota; Fungi; Glomeromycota; Glomeromycetes; Paraglomerales; Paraglomeraceae.